Molecule: messenger RNA, 4649 nt
Organism: Striga asiatica
Lineage: Eukaryota; Viridiplantae; Streptophyta; Magnoliopsida; Lamiales; Orobanchaceae
Source: the annotation of a GenBank genome assembly
CCCGAACUGUUAGAAGCGGUAUUCGAUAUAAAAAAGGAGGCCGCUGAGAUUAGAGAAUAAGCAGACAGAUGCAGAUCUGAGGAUUGAAUUAUUCUUUGGAAUUGGAAAUAUAAAGAAUUUUAUCAAACGGAAACCCGCACUCGCUUCAUCACCAAUCUCGACUCCACUAUAUUGGUAACAAGUGGAAAAUGGAGAAAUCAUGUUCCUUGCUGGUACAUUUUGACAAGGGGACACCGGCUCUUGCAAAUGAGAUCAAGGAAGCCCUUGAAGGGAAUGAUGAUCAAGCUAAGAUUGAUGCCAUGAAAAAUGCAAUAAUGCUUUUGCUAAAUGGUGAAACCCUGCCUCAGCUCUUCAUUACUAUUGUGAGAUAUGUGUUGCCCUCUGAAGAUCAUACUGUUCAAAAGUUGUUACUGCUCUAUCUGGAGAUCAUUGAUAAGACUGAUGGUAAAGGACGUGUCUUACCCGAGAUGAUAUUAAUCUGCCAGAACCUGCGGAAUAAUCUUCAGCACCCUAAUGAAUAUAUCCGCGGUGUAACACUGAGGUUCCUCUGCCGGCUCAAUGAGGCGGAGAUCAUUGAACCUUUGAUCCCAUCCAUUAUGUCAAACUUGGAGCAUCGACACCCUUAUGUUAGGAGGAAUGCAAUUCUUGCUGUUAUGUCCAUUUACAAGCUCCCACAAGGCGAACAUCUCUUGGUUGAUGCACCUGAGACGAUUGAGAAGUUUCUCUCGACAGAGCAGGACCCAUCUGCUAAGAGGAAUGCAUUCCUGAUGCUUUUUAAUUGCGCUCAGGACCGUGCUAUUAAUUACCUAUUGACCAAUGUUGACAGAGUAUCCGACUGGGGUGAACUACUGCAGAUGGUUGUCUUGGAGCUGAUCCGAAAAGUUUGUCGGACAAACAAAGAUGAAAAAGGGAAAUAUAUAAAAAUCAUUAUAUCUCUGCUGAAUGCCCCUUCAGCAGCUGUCGUAUAUGAAUGUGCCGGAACUCUUGUUUCUUUAUCUUCUGCUCCAACAGCUAUUAGAGCUGCAGCCAACACAUAUUGCCAGCUUCUUCUGUCCCAGAGUGACAAUAAUGUUAAGCUCAUAGUGCUUGACCGUCUAAACGAGAUUAAGUCCUCCCAUAGGGAUAUUAUGGUUGACAUGAUUAUGGAUGUCCUGAGGGUAUUAUCUAGCCCAAAUCUUGACAUUCGUAGGAAAACACUUGAUAUUGUUCUGGAACUGAUUACUACCCGCAAUGUGAAUGAGGUGGUUCUUACAUUGAAGAAGGAAGUCAUGAAAACUCAAAGUGGGGAGCUUGAGAAGAAUGGGGAGUAUCGUCAAAUGCUCAUCCAAGCCAUUCAUUCUUGUGCUAUAAAGUUCCCCGAAGUGGCAAGCACAGUGGUCCAUUUGCUGAUGGAUUUCUUGGGUGAUAACAAUGUAGCAUCUGCCCUGGACGUUAUCGUUUUUGUUCGAGAGAUUAUCGAAACCAAUCCCAAAUUAAGGGUUUCUGUCAUCACAAGACUUCUGGAUACAUUCUAUCAGAUUCGAGCGGCAAGGGUAUGUUCUUGUGCUCUUUGGAUCAUUGGAGAGUAUUCCCUGUCUCUUUCUGAAGUUGAGAGCGCCAUUGCAACUAUAAAGCAGUGCCUUGGGCAGUUACCAUUUUUUUCACUCUCUGAAGAAGAGGAGUCAGCUGAUUCUUCAAAGAAAUCUCAGCAGCCUACCUCGAUUACUGUUUCAUCCAGAAGACCCGCUAUCCUUGCUGAUGGGACUUAUGCAACUCAAAGUGCCGCGUCUGAAACUUCUUUCACAGCUCCUGCUGUAGUUCAGGGAUCUUUGGCUUCUGGGAACUUGAGAUCUCUUCUUCUCGCUGGUGAUUUCUUCCUUGGGGCUGUUAUUGCCUGCACCCUUGCAAAGCUCAGUCUAAGACUGGAGGAGGUUCAAUUAUCAAAGAUAGAAGUGAACAAAGCAAAAAGCAAUGCCUUGUUGAUUAUGGUUUCAAUGCUACAGCUUGGACAAUCUUCAGUUCUGCCACAUCCAAUUGAUAAUGAUUCUCAUGACAGAAUUGUUCUUUGCAUAAGAUUGCUGUGUAACACCGGUGAUGCUGUGAGGAAGAUCUGGUUGAAGUCAUGCCGUGAGAGUUUUGUUAAAAUGCUUUCAGAUAAACAGCUACGUGAAACUGAAGAGAUUAAGGCCAAAGCUCAGAUUUCUCAUUCACAGCCUGAUGAUCUUAUUGAUUUCUACCAUUUGAAGAGCAGAAAGCUGUUGACUUGCUCAAUGCUUAUGGCUUCUAUACUUUACUUUUUAAGUCAGUUCUUAUCAUUAUACAUGAUUGAGGGAAUGACCCAGCUGGAGCUGGAAGAUGAAGUUCAAGAUGAUCUGAAACGUGCUACUGGAGAGUUUGUUAAGGAUGUGGAUGAUACCAAUAAGCUCAAUCGUAUCAUUCAACUCACUGGAUUUAGUGAUCCAGUCUAUGCUGAAGCUUAUGUAACAGUUCAUCACUAUGAUAUUGUCCUGGAUGUUACAAUUAUUAAUCGAACGAAAGAGACCCUUCAAAACUUGUGUUUGGAGUUGGCGACGAUGGGCGACCUUAAACUCGUGGAGCGUCCGCAGAACUAUACUUUAGCACCAGAGUCGAGCAAACAAAUAAAAUCAAACAUUAAGGUGUCAUCUACUGAGACAGGAGUCAUAUUUGGAAACAUUGUUUAUGAGACGUCAAAUGUGCUCGAGCGGACUGUUGUUGUUCUCAAUGAUAUCCAUAUUGAUAUCAUGGACUACAUUUCUCCGGCUGUUUGUAGUGAUACGGCAUUUAGAACCAUGUGGGCAGAGUUUGAAUGGGAAAACAAGGUUGCUGUAAAUACCACAAUUACAAAUGAAAAAGAAUUUCUCGAUCAUAUUAUCAAAUCAACCAAUAUGAAAUGCCUGACUGCAUUAUCUGCUUUAGAAGGUGAAUGUGGAUUUUUGGCUGCAAACUUGUAUGCAAAGAGUGUAUUUGGGGAGGACGCGUUGGUAAAUAUAAGUGUGGAGAAACAGGAUGAUGGAAAACUGAAUGGAUAUAUUAGAAUAAGGAGCAAAACUCAGGGAAUUGCUCUCAGCUUAGGUGUCUGUGGUGCCAUUAGAAGCCCUUAUUUGCAGGAGUUCAGUUUGGAGUUCAUAUAUUUUAAUUCUAGUACAAGGAUGUUCGAAAAUUUUAUCAUUGAACUAUGCGAUAAAUAUCCUAAUUCAGUCAUCUUUUUCUUCUUGCCGUGCAGCUCGAAGGAGAAGCCCACUCUCGGAGGCACGCGGAUUAAGACCCGCAAACGGAACAUUGCUGCGCCUCUGGACCCUGCAGCAUUUUCGGAUGCAGUGGUCCAGAUUUAUUUGGAUAAUGCUGGUGAUCUGGAACUUGUAGCAAAGAGUCUUGAGUCUUCGGACCUUAAUUUCUCAAGAUAUGGGGAUACCUUCUUCGAGGUUGUCUUCAGAGGGGCUCGUACACAACCUGGUACAAUCAAACUUGAUGAGGGGGAGUGCCAUCCAUACUCCAUACUUGCCGGUGAGCCUAGCCGUGAAGUCAUUCUGCCGUCUGUGAUCUAUGUGCAGAAAAUCUUGAGGAGAAGGCCUUUUCUCAUCAAGAAUCUUGAAAAUGUCAUGCAAAAAUACUUGCAAUCUUUGGAACUUUUCGAAGAGGAUGAGAGGAAGAAACUUGCAAUUUUCACCGCGCUUGCCUUUUCACAGAAGUUGUCCGGUCUCCCGCCUGAGACUGUUCUCCAGCCACUGCUCAAAGAUAACCUUGUAGCCAAAGGGCUGGUUCUCUCUUUUGUCACUGAUUUUUUCAGGGAGUAUCUGGUUGAUAAUAGCAUUGAUGACCUCAUCUCUAUUCUGAAGAGGGGCAAAAUGGAGGACAAUCUUCUUGAUUUUUUCCCAUCUACAAAGAGGACACCUGAAGCUGUAUCUGAACAUUUCACUAAGGAAGGGCUUCUACCAUUGGUUGAGUACAAUGAAAAGAAGAUAUUUGAUGUGAAGCUGAAGGAAAUGAAAUCUGCAAUCACAAGUCAGAUAGCAGAAGAAGCUGAUGUGGCUGAAGUAAUCGAAACUGUGAAACAGCAUGUUAAAGAUUCUAAAUUCCCAGAUAUUGAGGUUGUAAGAAUUCUUUGGGAUGUCCUGAUGGAUGCUGUGCAGUGGUCUGGAAAAAAUCAGCAGCAGAAUGCCAACUCUGCCCUGCGUCAGGUAAGAAUGUGGGCCAAGUUGCUAAAUGCCUUCUGCACCACUGGGAAGCUGGAGCUUGAGCUUAUAUACAAAGUUCAGGUCCAGUGCUAUGAAGAUGCUAAACUCAUGAAACUGUUUCCUGAGAUAAUAAGGUCCCUUUAUGAUCAGGAUGUUCUUGCAGAAGAUACCAUUCUUCACUGGUUCCGCAAAGGAACAAACCUGAAGGGCAGACAAUCAUUUGUGAAGGCGUUGGAGCCGUUUGUGAAAUGGCUAGAAGAGGCUGAGGAAGAAGAGUAAUAACGUCUCCAGUUGACUGCCUUUGUUUCCAAUUACUAGUUUGGUCAUUCUCUCUUUGAAUAUUGUUGGUUUGGUUUUUCAUAUUUGUCUGUUUUUGUUAUUUGAUAAUGGGAUGAUGUUAAGAUCUCUGUUGGAUUUCUUUUAAUGAGACUCGUUUUUUAAUGCAUUUGUGCCUGUGCUGAUUGUCUGCAGUUG